AUGCUGAAACGAAGUCCUCUUUCAACAUUAAUAAAAGGAAUUAGUAGUCUUUCCAUGAGAAGCCCGAUUCCAAUUUGGCAUGUAUCUGCUUCGCCUAACAUUACUCCCAAAUAUAAUUUACCUACAGUCCCGACAACUUCUCAUGUUUCUCAUAGACAGAUCGCUCGCGCCAACUUUUUUGCUGGGUAUAGACCUUUAGCUCCUAGCGACGUAUCAAAGCCUGAACCAGCGCCUGAAUCAAACCUUUUUGCCAUCAAACAGAUGGGAAACAAUUCCCAAAAGUCAAAUGAGUAUGUUUUGUCUUUGGAAAAUGGCGUACUCCAUGCGCAAGCUCUCUCUCCGUCUGGUAAAGUUACAGAAUCUCUUCCUGUCCGUAUAUCAUCUCAAGUAUGGGAACAACUCUGUGAUACUAUAAUAUCCACUACCCCCAUAAGUUUGACGAGCGUGAAAAGGAAAAGAAAGUUGAAGAUGAACAAACAUAAAUACAAAAAGCGUAUGAGAAAACAACGAGCACUGCGUAAACGCUUGGGUAAAUAA
Molecule: messenger RNA, 537 nt
Organism: Schizosaccharomyces octosporus yFS286
Lineage: Eukaryota; Fungi; Ascomycota; Schizosaccharomycetes; Schizosaccharomycetales; Schizosaccharomycetaceae
Product: mRNA processing protein Cox24
Exons: 2
Coding region: 1-537 (178 amino acids)
Biological process (GO): mRNA processing
Cellular component (GO): mitochondrion
Source: RefSeq, a predicted model, not a curated record